This is a messenger RNA of Epithele typhae, 3780 nucleotides long. Its product is annotated as dynactin. The record is from RefSeq and is a predicted model, not a curated record. Gene Ontology annotation, cellular component: microtubule plus-end; nucleus; cytoplasm. The transcript is spliced from 15 exons. Gene Ontology annotation, biological process: cytoplasmic microtubule organization. Gene Ontology annotation, molecular function: microtubule plus-end binding. NCBI's taxonomy places the organism in Eukaryota, Fungi, Basidiomycota, Agaricomycetes, Polyporales, Epitheliaceae. The coding region runs from base 1 to 3780 and encodes 1259 amino acids.
AUGCCUCCCACCGGAUCGGACCCUCCUGUUGGUGCGGUCGUUGAGGUUCCCGCCGGUCGAGGGACAGUUCGAUUUUGCGGUGCCACUGCGUUUGCUGCUGGGAAAUGGGUUGGAAUCGAGCUUGCAGCUCCGAACGGCAAGAACGACGGCGCCGUUCAAGGCACCAAGUACUUCACCUGCAAGCCCAACUAUGGAGUGUUUGUCCGCCCGAGCCAGGUCAAGGUUAUCUCGGCCACUCCAGAGCCACCCGCGGUCGCGCGCGUGGUCGGGCACCAACGUACGGGCAGCCUGUCGCGUUCUCCCUCCCUACGCUCUGGCGUACCGCAGUCCCCCCGGUCUUCAAGUCCUGCGAAGCCAGGAUUGGGCUCAGCACAUGGCGCGCCGCUACAGUCGCCAGGUCGUCCGACCGCGCCCCCUUCAGCACGGCUGGGGUCGCCCUCGAAACGGCAGUCCCUCGCGCUUUCAGCGAGAUCGCUCGUGCGUACCACUUCCACCGGUUCUGAGGCUCCUAGCCCCACGACAAGAAGCCCACGCCUUCCUGAAUCCUCCACCCUCACCCUCGAACCUGCACCAAGGAUAUUCUCCAAAGGCCACACUCCCCCUCAGCAGUCCUCUCCGCAACCUCCACUGCCCUCUUCCCUACGACGCGUCUCCUCUCCCGCACAAGACUCUGAACCGGAGUCUGAGUCGCUUCUGUCGGAGCCUCCUCCAAUAGCGGCGCUCCACCCAGAAUCAAGACCGGCCACACCCGUCCGAGUGGUAGAUGAUACCGAGCUGCAAGAGCUACGGGCCAAGAUUCGGGUGCUUGAAGCCAAGCGUGCGGAUGACGCUCGGCAUGUCCGUGAACUCGAGAGCCGACUAUCGGAAGCGGAGUCCUUCGUCGCGCUGCGACCGAAGCUUCAGGCGAAGCUGAACCAGCAGCAAACGGAGCUCAUCGCGACCAGGCGAGAACUUGCGGAUGCUCAACAGCUCGCUCAGUUGGCAGAGAGCCGGAUCGUGGACACACAAGAGCAGUUGGAGAUGGCGAUGUUGGACAAGGAGAUGGCGGAGGAGAGAGCAGAGACUGCAGAGGCAGACUUGGAAGAGGCUCUAGAGAAGGCAGCGAUUCUCGACGUCGAGUUGCAGCACUUGAAGGAGGGCGGAGGCAACGACGAGGCAGGCGAAAGCAACAUCAAGUCAUCACUUGCAUACCUCCAACUCGAGAAGCAGAACGAGCGGUUGAAGGAGGCGUUGAUUAGGUUACGAGAUAUCACUCAAGACACGGAACAUGAGCAACGCCGGAGAAUUGCAGAGAUGGAGAAGGAUGUGACUGGCCUCGACGAUCUCCAGGCUCAAUACGAGUCUUCGCUCAUCAAGCUGUCCAACGCGGAGGUCCAGAUUGAAGAUCUGAAGGCUCAGCUGGACGAUGCCUUGGGUGCCGAGGAUCUUCUCGUGCAGCUUACAGAGCGCAACCUCAUGCUUGGAGAGAAAAUCGAAGAGAUGCGUAUCACCAUCGAGGAUCUCGAAGCUCUCAAAGAGCUGAAUGACGAGCUCGAGGAGAACCACGUGGAGACUGAGAAAGCUAUGCAAGAAGAGAUCGACGCAAAGGAGAUGCAAGUUCACGAACAGUCCCGCAAGAUUCAGAGCCUCGAGGAAUCAUGCCAGGAUUUGGAAGGCACGAUUGUUCAGUUCCGGGAACUUGUUUUGUCAUUGCAAACGGAACUCGAUAAUCUCCGGACGGAGACACAGACUGCACAACACGAGUCUGCUACAGCUGCCUCACAGACGGCUGCGAUGAUGUCGCUGAACCUCAAGCUACAGUCGUCGGCGUCGAAGAACCAGGCGCGGCAUAUUGACCUCGAAGUCAAGAAGAUCGAGGCGCGCGAGGCGCGGGAGUUCCUCACCAUCGUCCAGCCAUAUCUCCCCCAAGUCUACGUCGAGUCGGACAUGGACGCUACGAACUGCUACUUGUUCUUCCAGCGGUUGGCGGCGAAACUCGAUCUGAUCAACGCCGUCGUUGCGCAAGCGCACAACCUUCCCGAGGCCUUGAACGGUCCUGUUUCGGACGUAUUGGUCGGCAUUUGCGAGAUGCGAGGCCGUCUUUCACAGCUGUCCACGACCUGCAAGCGCUUUGCGGCUGUCCUGCGCAAAUGUGACGUGGAGAACUUCCUUAACAUCGGCCGAGUAUAUGCGGAUGUCGGACCAAUGGAGAAGCGUAUUGACAUGCACAUCAACCUCCUUCGCCGCGAGGAGUUCAGAGAACUGGAGUGUGUUAGCGACGCUGUCAAAAUACAGUCGCAGUUCGACCAUCUCUCGGAGACGUACUUCUCCGGCUUUGACUACGAUCUCGGCGAACGCGAGCUUGGUUACGCGCUUUCAUUCGAUCAUGACUUGGAGAUGUUUGCAGCCUCAGUCGGUCUCAUCAAGACGUCAGUGGCAGCCGUCAUCAAGGACGACGAUGUUGAGGUCGACCUGGGAGAUGUCGAUCCCGAGGCUGACUUCUUCGAGCCUCUUCAGAAGCUCCUCGACCAGUGCAGAAGCGCCAAAGUACUGUCGAAGAAACUCACGAAGCGCGUGGAGGACUUGACGCAAGACUCAAUGGCACUGAAGGCUCAUCUUGUUCCUCAACUCCAGGCGCUCAACAACACGGUCCCAGAGCUCGUCAACUUCGGUUUUUCGCUGGCUCAACGCGUCAUGCCCAACAUCAGCGACGUUCGCGCCGCCAAGUCCGCGUUCCAGCUUUCCACCGUCCUUCAGUUCGUGAAGGAGGGUGCCGAGGGGACUGUUGGUAAGGGCACGAAGGAAGGCGCGACUCCUUGGGACGCUGUCGGGGAAUUCUUGGGACAUGUCAUCUCGGAGUGUGGCAGGAUCGUGCCCUUGUCUCUCGAAGCUGAGAACACCCAGAAGAUCUUGGGUACCGCUCCCUGGGUUCUGCGCAUCGACGAGAUCAAGGCCGCGACUGCUGUCAACGUCGAGGCCGAGCGCAAGGUCGCCCAGCUCGGCGACGAGGUCCAGGCGCUUGCACGCACCCUCAGGCUCAAGGACCAGACGAUCCAGGAGACUGGCGUUAAGGUCGAGCUCAUGGAGCGCCGAAUGGAGACCGUCAAGAAACAGGCGGACGCAAUCACUGACCUCGAGAACGAGCUCUCGAAGGCGCGCAAGCAGGAGCGCGCAUACGAAGAGGCGAUGGAGCAGCUGCAAGCCGACCUCGACGCGCUCGAGCAAGACAACGCGAAGCUCAAGACACUGGCGGCGAACCCUGAGCGUCAAGCGUCGACCACGCAAGUCGUUGAGCAGGAGGCGGUACCAACCGAGGGCAACUUGGAGACAUCGUACCUGCUCGAACAGAUCGACGCGCUUCGCGGCACUGUCCGUUUCCUGCGGAACGAGAACUCGUUCAUCAAGGGCCAGGACCUCCUCAAAGAGAUCGAAGCUCUGCCCGAACUCCUCGGCCCCCUGCCCCGCCCACCCACACCCGAGCUCCUCCCGUCGGCGCUUUCCGACUCGGACUCGGAAUCGGACGACGAGCCGCGACCGGCGCCCACGUUGCGCUCGCUCGCGGUCGAGUCGAAGCUGCUGUACCGCGAGGUGAUCAAGUACACGGCCUCGCCGCGCCUCGUCGACCUCUCCGUGCUCAAGGCGCGCCGCGCGGACGGGCAGGCGACGACCAAGGCGUGGCUCCCGCGGAAGAAGACGCCCGCGUACCAGCUCUACGAGCGCAAGCAGCAGGGCGAGCGGCUCGGGCGGCGCCUCAAGGGCCUGCUCGAGAUGACGAACCACAUCGCCGCGGACACGGAGUGA